Neoarius graeffei (lesser salmon catfish) is the source of this 2489-nucleotide messenger RNA. It is a transcript of the gene pth3r, whose product is annotated as parathyroid hormone 3 receptor. The record is from RefSeq and is a predicted model, not a curated record. NCBI's taxonomy places the organism in Eukaryota, Metazoa, Chordata, Actinopteri, Siluriformes, Ariidae. Bases 483 to 2141 code for a protein of 552 amino acids. Gene Ontology annotation, molecular function: peptide hormone binding; parathyroid hormone receptor activity; G protein-coupled peptide receptor activity. The transcript has 15 exons. Gene Ontology annotation, cellular component: plasma membrane. Gene Ontology annotation, biological process: cell surface receptor signaling pathway; adenylate cyclase-modulating G protein-coupled receptor signaling pathway.
UGUGGUCACAACAGUACUCGUGACCAUGGCACGUUCGGAUUUUUUAGAAUUCCGUCUGUGAUUCAGGAAGAGGGCGAGGAAACUCUGAGGCUGAGUACGGAGAAGAGACGAGCACGGCUGAACAACAUCGGCAGGGCUGAUCUAACGGAGACUAAAACCAAAACAGCUCGUGUUUGCAGUAAUCGUUUUAUCUCCGGAGCGCCAGCAAAAUUAUAUGAUGUCUGUGAAGAUUCUCAGUCAUCCAGGUCAUAGUAACUGUGGGUGGUAAAAGAGAGCAACUGGACUUGCUUGAAGAUUCUUGAAGACGUUUCAUCUCUCAUCCAAAAGGCUUCUUCAGUUCUGUCUGACUAGAGAGUAUCAGAGAACUGGUGAUGUCUUCAUGAUGGACGAACACAUCUGAGCACCUGGAGUACACCUCACUGUUCUCCACCAAGAAAUGUGCUUCAGACGGAGAACCAGGCGAGGCUGAAGACCCAGGAAGCAUGGGGCUGAUGGAGUUUUCUACAGCAUUCGUGCUCUUCAGUGUGUUAAUGACAGCGAAGGCACUGAUCGACUCUGAUGAUGUCAUUACUCGGGAUGAGCAAAUUUUCAUCCUGAUUCGCGCACAGGCAAGGUGUGAGAGAAGCAUUCGAGCCCGGCUGAGCAAGACACGAGAAAGUGACUGCAUGCCGGAGUGGGAUGGUAUCAUAUGCUGGCCAAGAGGGAAGCGCAAUCAACUCGUAGCUGUGACUUGCCCUGAGUAUGUUUACGAUUUCGACCACAGAGGUCAUGCGUACCGUAACUGCGAUGCAUCAGGGAACUGGGAGCAGGUUCCCACCAUCAACCGUACCUGGGCUGAUUAUUCUGAGUGCACGACAAAGCUGCAGUCUAACCACGGCAGGAAUGAGGAGGAGGUGUUCAGGCGGCUUCACGUGAUGUACACUACAGGUUACUCCAUCUCUUUGACCUCAUUACUGGUGGCUGUCUUCAUCCUCUGCUACUUCAAACGUUUACACUGCACUCGUAACUACAUCCACACCCACCUGUUCACCUCCUUCAUAUGCCGAGCAGUCAGCAUCUUCGUGAAAGACGCUGUGCUGUACACAGGGGAAGACCCCGAAGCAGAGUACGGAGAAGUGGGAACCCAUGCUCAGAUGGUGGGCUGUAAAGUGGCCGUGACCUUUUUCCAUUAUUUCCUGGCGACCAAUCACUACUGGAUCCUGGUGGAGGGCCUGUACCUGCAUAGUCUGAUCUUCAUGGCUUUCCUGUCUGAUAAAAAUUACCUGUGGGCUCUAACCAUCAUAGGUUGGGGUGUUCCUGCUGUGUUUGUCUCGAUUUGGGUCAGUGUUCGAGCCUCAUUGGCUGAUACACAAUGUUGGGAUAUAAGUGCAGGGAAUGUGAAAUGGAUUUUUCAAGUUCCAAUCCUUGCAGCCAUCGCUGUCAACUUCUUUCUUUUCCUCAACAUCAUCAGGGUUUUGGCAUCAAAGCUGUGGGAGACUAACACGGGGAAACUAGACCCAAGGCAGCAGUACAGGAAGCUGUUGAAGUCGACGCUGGUGCUGAUGCCACUCUUUGGGGUGCACUACAUGGUGUUUAUGGGUCUUCCUUACACCGAGGUCACCGGGCUGCUUUGGCAGAUCCAGAUGCACUAUGAGAUAUUCUUCAAUUCGUUACAGGGCUUUUUUGUGGCCUUCAUCUACUGUUUCUGCAAUGGAGAGGUGCAGGCAGAGGUGAAAAAGGUGUGGCUACGGCGGAGCCUCGCUCUGGAUAUCAAGCAAAAGGCACGUGUAGUCAGCAGCACCGGGGGUGGGAGCUGUUACUAUGGCGGCAUGACAUCACACACCACCACUCAGAGCAUCUGCCUUGGCGCCCAUGGACCAGUCCUGGCUCGGGGUGUGACUGUAGGAGUCAGAGGCCAAUCACACAUUGCUAACUUGCCAGGGUACACACCCAGUGAGACUCCAGAGACCAUAUUACCCAGAGUUCAGCAGUCAGAGCUCAGAAGUGCUGACAGCAUGGGGGCACUGUAUGAUCAGAAUGGGCAAAAAAUUGUAGGACCUCAAGAAGUGGAGGAGGAAUUAGAGAAAGAGCCAUCGCUAUACUUUAUAGCUGAAGAUCAUUCCGGCUUGGUGUCGCUGAAAGAUUUGGAAACGAUUCUCUGAAAAACUUUGUGUGAUAUGUUAUUAAACCUUGGCUGGCGAGCAGGUUUUGUUUUCUCUAGCAAUUGUGAUGUUAAAUGUCUGGAACUAAUGUAUAUCAUCUUUUUAUUAUUUACUUAGUCAAAACUACUGAAAAGUGACCAGCAUUUGUAUUUAGUUAUGAAUAUUUAUAUGAAGAUUAGUCAUAACUAAUUGAAAGCAUUGACAGUAACAAACCCACCGUUAACAUUUCUUCAUUUUGUAGUGUUAUAAUCCGGAACCGAAAUGGACUUAAUUGGUAUUUUACCAUUUGAUUUGCACAAUACUGUAUGUCUAACAUUCAAACAUGCAAAAUAUUUUGAUUGUGACACA